AUGACGAAGCUCCCACACCCCCAGCAGCAAGCAGCGCUGCAGAGCUCUCCCAACGCGCACCUCGACGCUUUUGAUGACGUCACGCGCUUGGAUCCCGAGGAACGGGCAGCGUCGUUGAUUCAGAGAGUUUAUCGCGGCUACCGUACACGUCGAGAACUGCGAGGAUGCAGUGUGGCUGCGUCCACUCGAUGGCUGGAUGAUAUGAAAAACACCAAACAAAAACCCCGCGAAUCGCCUGCGAGCCCUUUGCCCGAUGCCGAGCCCGAUGAUAAGACCACCAGUCCAGCACGCAAGAACUGGGAACGAGCAGUCGGUGUUGCGAUGCAAGCUAGCGGAGAGGAUCGGUCAUCUCUGAAUCAAGAGCGCUGUGAGCAAAUGGACCAUCAUCAAGGCUUCCGCGAUGCCACUGCUGCCCCGAGAACUUUAGGCCUGGAAUAUUUCCUCGAAAUGGUGGAUUCCAAACACCGUCAUGGUAGCAAUCUGCGCGCUUACCAUAAUUUUUGGAAGAACUCCCCGACCAAGGAAAACUUCUUCUAUUGGCUUGAUUAUGGCGAAGGAAGGGAGAUUGAGCUUCCAAAAUGCACGCGUGAACAGCUCGAGAAAGAUCAAGUUCGCUAUCUAUCCCCGGGGGAACGGUUCAACUAUCUGGUCAAGGUGGAUGAAGCGGGCUUGCUGCGGUGGGCUAAAGACAAUGAGCUGGUCGAAACCGAUAAUACGCGCUUCAAGGAUAGCCUCCAUGGAGUGGUUCGCAUUGAGGAUGACAUCCCGCGACCUGGAGACUCGAAUUCAUCACAAUCAUCGUCUUCACGCAUCCUACGCCGCGACAGGCAGAAGGAAGAGCCAAACGCCUCUACCCGAGAAGACUAUGAGCUUGGGAAGGCAGUCAAGAAGUUUUCGCGCAUCCGUCCUGCAGUCAUCCACGACCAUUUCGCCGGAGGUCGGUCAACCAAUGACGGAAUGUGGAUUUUUGUCGCAGACACGUCGUUUCGGAUCUACAUCGGCAUCAAGGAGCCAGGUGCCUUCCAGCAUAGCUCAUUUUUAAGGGGUGGGCGAAUCACUGCAGCGGGCCUCAUUAAAACCAAGAACGGACAAAUUCGUAGUCUGGCACCUUUGAGUGGUCAUUAUCGCCCCCAUGUUGCCAACUUUCGUGCGUUUCAUCACUCGCUGCAAGAUCGAGGUGUUGAUUUGUCACGAGUAUCGAUCACCAAGUCAUACGCGGUCCUUGCUGGUAUAGAAGGCUAUACUUUGACCAAGCACAAAAUACGUGAUGUUCACGAAAAGUUGGAUGAAGCUAAGGAAAAGCUUCAUUUGAUGCGCUUGCAUACAGAAGAUACAGAAGACUCAAACAAGGAAACGACUUGA
Molecule: messenger RNA, 1362 nt
Organism: Penicillium canariense
Lineage: Eukaryota; Fungi; Ascomycota; Eurotiomycetes; Eurotiales; Aspergillaceae
Product: IQ calmodulin-binding motif protein
Exons: 6
Coding region: 1-1362 (453 amino acids)
Molecular function (GO): protein binding
Source: RefSeq, a predicted model, not a curated record